UUAAUAAUAGCUAUUUUAUUUUCUAUAAUUUAUCUUUUUUCCUAUCCCAAUUUAAAAAAGAACAGACCUCCAUCACCAUUGUCAGUCCCAAUAAUUGGAAAUUUAAAUGAAAUUAUAAAAAACAAACAAUAUUUAUAUUUAUUCGAUUUAUAUAAGAAAUAUGGACCUAUAUAUCAAGUAAAAUAUGGAGUUGUAAAUACUGUGGUAUUAUGUGAAUACGAUAUUUUAAAAGAAGCAUUUAUAGAUAAUGGGGAUAUAUUUAUGAAUAGAUUUGUAAAAAUAAGUAAACUUUUUAAAUCACAAGAAAAUAUUGUAAAUUCAAAUGGUAAAGUUUGGAAGAAACUUCAUUCAAUUGCAACUCAAGAAUUACUUCCCAAUCAUAAAAUUAAAAAAUAUGAAACAAUGAUUAUUGAAGAAGCAAAUAAACUAUUAAAUAAAUUUCAAGAGCAAGCUAAUAAUGGAGCAAUUGACGAUCCCACAGCAAAUGUUAAAAUGUGUUUUCUAAAUAUAAUUUUAUCUUUUUUAUUCAAUUUUACUUAUGAAGAUUACAACGAUGAAAUAGCAAAUAAGAUGGUAGAAAAUAUUCAUAAGAUAUUUAGAUUUGGGGCCAAACCUUUAAUUUAUGACUAUAUUCCAUUUAUACAUAGAUUUUACAAAAACGAACCAAAAGAAUAUUAUCAAAUAUUUGCUGAAAUUUAUAAAUUUAUUAAUGAUUUGGUAAUGGACAAGCUAAACUCAAUCGACAGUGAAACAAAACCCAAUUGUUUUGUAGAAUUACUACUAUUGAAAUAUAAAAGUGGUGAACUGACAAUGAAUGAGGUAUUAAAAACAACAACAGAUAUUUUAAUUGCAGGUUCAGAUACAGCAGCUCUAUUUAUAUUGCAUCUAAUUAUGGCUCUAAGCAACCGUCCUGAAAUUCAAGAAAAGGUGUAUAGUGAAAUAAAAAAAGAUUCAAUAAUAUCUUAUUCAAACAAAAAUACAACUCCAUACUUUAAUGCAGUUUUAAAAGAAGUUGAAAGAUUGUAUACCAUAUCUCCCCUCUCACAGCCUCAUUCCACAAAUGAAGAUAUAACAUUAAGAGGAUAUUUUAUUCCGAAAACCUCUCAGGUUAUAAUAAAUACAUAUGCAGCUCACUUAUCUGAAAAGAAUUGGGAUAAACCAUUAGAAUUUAUACCAGAACGUUUUAUUAAUGAUAAACAGCUAGAAAAGAAACUACUUACAUUUGGUAUUGGCCCUAGAAAUUGUUUGGGUUUUCAAUUUGCACUCCAACAGGUGUAUUUGGUAGCAAUGGUUUUAUUUAAAUCAAUUAAAUUUUCAACAGUUUCAAACUCUUUAAUACCGGAACUAAGAGAACCUGGAACAACAUUGGCCCCUUUGCCUUUUAAAGUUUUAUGCUCAAAAAGAUAA
Messenger RNA from Dictyostelium purpureum, 1407 nucleotides. RefSeq lists its product as uncharacterized. The record is from RefSeq and is a predicted model, not a curated record. Gene Ontology annotation, molecular function: heme binding; monooxygenase activity; iron ion binding. The annotation marks the transcript as partial. Lineage: Eukaryota; Evosea; Eumycetozoa; Dictyosteliales; Dictyosteliaceae. The transcript is spliced from 2 exons.